UUGACAAAAUGUGGCCCAGGCAAAAUCAGCUGGGGGCAGGCAGGUCAGGGUGGAACGUGCAGGCUGCAGAGCAUCCAUGGGACUGGAGAAGAAGGAGCCCCCAAGUUGGGGGCUCGCCAGCAUUUCUUGUUGGAAUACAAUGGAAUCCUUUAUGAUGCCAGUGUCAAGCACUGGUCUGAAUUCCCUUAUGCUGUAAGACAACAAGGCUCUGUCACCCAAGGUCCUGGAUGUCGGGGAUACAAUUUUGCUCAUGAUUUAUUCAAACUGAUGUUUUGAUGAGCCAUUUGAGCACAGGGUACAAUGUAUUUUGGAUCAAAGAAAAUCCAGUAUUAAAAGAUAGUAACUGACAGAAUUUUGGGUCACUUCAUAGAUCACCACCGAGACGGGAGGAAGACCUUGCUUUGGAGAGUGGGAAUAAAACACUCGUGGAGAAGGGUACACGCUUUUCCAGGAAAGUGAGGCCACCAUGGCUCUGGAGAAGUCCCUCGCCCUGCUCCCUCUGCUAAUCCUGGUGCUGCUGGUGCUGGGCUGGGUCCAGCCUUCCCUGGGCAAGGAAUCCCGGGCCAAGAAGUUCCAGCGGCAGCACAUGGACUCAGACGGUUCCCCCAGCAGCAACCCCACCUACUGCAACGACAUGAUGAGGCGCCGAAAUAUGACACAGGGACGGUGCAAACCAGUGAACACCUUUGUGCACGAGCCCCUGGUAGAUGUCCAGGAUGUCUGCUUCCAGGAAAAGAUCACCUGCAAGAACGGGCAGGCCAACUGCUACAAGAGCAGCUCCAGCAUGCGCAUCACUGACUGCCGCCUGACGAACGGAUCCAGGUACCCCAACUGUGCAUACCGGACCAGCCAGAAGGAGAGACACAUCAUUGUGGCCUGUGAAGGGAGCCCGUAUGUGCCUGUCCACUUCGAUGCUUCUGUGGAGGACUCCACCUAAGGUCAGAGCAGUGAGAUACCCCGCCUCCCUCAACCUCUUCAUUUCCACAGCUGCCUCUCUCCUCUUCCUUCCCUGCUGUGAAAGAAGUAACUCCAGUUAGGGCUCCUAUUCAACACACACAUGCUUCCCGCUCCUGGGUCCCACCCCCGCGUGAUUUUGGGGGUGAAGAGUGGGUUGUGAGGUGGGCCCCGUGUUAAUUCCUCCACUCUUCCUUUUAAUAAAACAUAGUUGCAAACACCUGA
This is a messenger RNA of Sapajus apella (tufted capuchin), 1179 nucleotides long. It is a transcript of the gene RNASE1, whose product is annotated as ribonuclease A family member 1, pancreatic. Lineage: Eukaryota; Metazoa; Chordata; Mammalia; Primates; Cebidae. The coding region runs from base 467 to 937 and encodes 156 amino acids. The transcript is spliced from 2 exons. Gene Ontology annotation, molecular function: nucleic acid binding; RNA nuclease activity. The record is from RefSeq and is a predicted model, not a curated record.